Messenger RNA from Myotis davidii, 1144 nucleotides. RefSeq names its product C-type lectin domain family 7 member A (gene CLEC7A). Gene Ontology annotation, molecular function: pattern recognition receptor activity; (1->3)-beta-D-glucan binding. Gene Ontology annotation, biological process: cellular response to molecule of fungal origin; detection of molecule of fungal origin; positive regulation of lymphocyte activation. The transcript has 6 exons. The record is from RefSeq and is a predicted model, not a curated record. Gene Ontology annotation, cellular component: cell surface. The coding region runs from base 106 to 831 and encodes 241 amino acids. Lineage: Eukaryota; Metazoa; Chordata; Mammalia; Chiroptera; Vespertilionidae.
UGACUUGCCUCGUAGAUCCUCUUUGGUCCACAGACAAUUGUCUUAGAAGAGAGGGAAGAGCUCUCAAAUGCUGUGGAGCUCUCAAUUGAGGAACUCCGUGGAACAAUGGCAUACCAAUCUGAGCUAGAAAAUUUGGAUGAAGAUGGAUAUACGCAGUUACAGUUCAGCUCCAGAGGCAUCACCAAGAGACCUGUGUCCUCAGAAAAAGGACCUUGUGCUGCAUCUCUUCCUUGGCGUUCCAUUGCUGUGACUUUGGGAAUCCUAUGCUUGGUAAUACUGGUGAUAGCUAUAGUCCUGGGUACUAUAGGUAUUUGGAGAUCCAAUUCAGGAAGCAACUCAUUGAAGAAUGACAAUUUUCCAUCAAGAAAACCCACACAAUCAUCUUUAGAAGAGAGUGUGGAUUCUCCCAAGGCUCUCACAACCACAGGGGUUCUUUCCAGCUCUUGUCCCCCUAACUGGAUUGCACACGAGAAUAGCUGUUACCUAUUUGGCACACCAUUGAAUUCCUGGAAUGGAAGUAAAAGACAGUGCUCUCAACUGGACUCUUAUCUCCUGAAGAUGGAUAGUUCAAAAGAACUGGAAUUUAUAGUGAAGCAAGUGUCUUCCCAACCUGCUAGGUCAUUUUGGAUAGGGCUCUCUCGCCCUCAGGCUGAAGGACCAUGGCUCUGGGAGGAUGGCUCAAAGUUCUCUCCUGACUUGUUUGAAAUCAGAAGCACAGUUACACAGGAAAACUCAUCCCACAAUUGUGUAUGGAUUCAUGGGCGAAUAAUUUAUGACCAGCUUUGUAGUGUGCCCUCAAAUGGUAUUUGUGAGAAGAAGUUGUCGAUAUAAUGAUGUGGGUAUUAACAUGGAGGAGCAGAGUGAAGUAUAUAAGACUAGAGGCCCUGUGCAUGAAAUUAUGUGCUGUUAGGGUCCCUAGGCCUAGCCUGAAAUCACCCUACCCAUCUUCCACCCACUUGCCAGUCCCCGGUCCCAUCCCGCCGCACCCACCCCAGUUCUCCAUGGUUCCCUGUUGGCCAUCCAGCAAUUGGAACCUGCAGGUUGGGGAGAGGGACUGAGAGGUGGUCAAUGCACCUCAUAGCAACUGGUCGAUCUAUCAUUCCAGUCAUUACGCUGUUAUGGUUGCUGGCCUUUUAUUAUAUAG